CUCCAUUUGUCUCCGCCACGCCAGUUCUCAUUUUUCCACCAUUACCGCCGCGAUGGAACUGGAGAAAACGAAGAGGAACGAAGGCUUCCGUAAUUCUAAUUCGUCGAAAUAUCAAUACCUUAGAGACUUUUUGGCCGCUUCCUUCUGAACCUCAAAGUCCCAAAUGUGCCGAUGCCCCAGCUCCAGUGAUCUUCCCGCGAGCUCUUUGUCGAAGUUAGGAUCCAGAACAUGACUCUCAGAUUCCCGGGAGUCCAGCAGCUUAAGCAAAUGUACAGGUUACCUGUUCUUGUCCUUCUGACUACUCUGUAGAUCACCGGUGAACUCAGAACGCAAGCGCUUACCAAAUAUUGUCAAUGGGAGACUCAUUGAAUAGUUCCAGGUUAAGCUCUGAAGCAACGAGUGUCACCACUGCAAAAAAGGUGUCUAAAAGAAGUUUAGUGGCUUCUUGCCCUAAAGCUUCUUCUCCAAAUACUUUUAGCCGCAUAGCUCUGGGAAGCCAUGGUAUAUUUGCAAGAGGUGCAGUCGGCCACACCGCGUUGUUUUUACUCAAAGUUGCUGCUUUAGAGACGUUAAGAAGGUUCUCAAAGGCUAAAUGUCCAUUUGCAUGGCGUGGUCUUCAGACUUUACAAAUGCUAUGCUAUCCACCAUUUAAGUGGAUUCAAAGAUGGGCUCCGUUCAAGGGUUUGGUGGAAGGCAUGCAGGUACUGUCAAGGCCUAUUCUAGUCCUUUCAAUUGCAGCAGCUUUCUCUGAUGAAGCAGAGUGUAGCAGUGGAACCUCAGAUGAUGUCAGUGAUUCUCAUACACAUUCAGAAUUAGGUUCGGAGCUGUCCACUGUACAGUCUAAUAUGGAUACAAGUGUGAUACCCAGGACUUCUGAUGAAUCUCCUGAAAGUCUGGCAUCUGAAAACUGGUUGAUACAACUGCAUAACGAGCUGAAAAAUCAAGGGAUUUGUUUGCCAGAAAGAAUUAAUGAAGAUGAGCUCCAUAGAUUUUACACUGCUGCUAAUGGUGACUUUACAUGCUUGCUCUCGUCAAUUAAGAAGACAAUCCAUUGGAGAGAGACCUACAGAAUUCUUUCAGUACAAGAACUUGAGAUUUGGUCAGAUAUGAUUUUCUGGCAUGGAUUUGAUGUGAAGCACCGACCUUGCCUCAUCGUGCGGCUUGGACUCGCUACCGUCACCCUGUCCUCUCAUGACAAACCUCGCUUCGCUCAAGCAGUUAUAUCUCAGGUAGAGCACGGAGUCUUGCAUUUGGUUGAUGCAGAAGAUUCACAAAUAACAGUUUUGGUGGAUUGUGACGGGUUGUCUCCUUUGAAAGUUCCAAUGCAAAUGAUGAGAUCCUGUUCUUCCCUUCUGCAAGAUCACUUCCCAAACCGUCUUGGGUGUUUGUUUGUUAUAUGUCUUCCUCCAGUUGUUCGUGUUCUUGCUCAAACUUUUAUUCAGGUUCUGAAGCCCAUUACUCGAAAAAAGCUGAGGAUUGAAGGGGAGAUGUACAAGAAGGUACUCUCAGAGUACCUUGGAAUACUUCCAUCUUAUCUUGGUGGCAAGUGCUCAUGCACAAAAUGUUCAACCUUAAGCAUCUGUCUCGCACAGCAGCCUCCCAUGUAUAGGAUGAACAAUAUUGAGCCUGUUGCAGUUGUGAGCGAUGGUGAGGAUCUACCUCUACGCCACCCAGAGAAUGAAAUUGAUGCUCAUCUGAAUGGUAACUAUGACCAGGUUUUGAGAACUGCCAUGAUAAGCAUCCUCAUGUUGUGGGCUUUUAUUGCUGUUAUGGCUGGGUUAUGGGAUCCUGAAAGCCGUCCUUCUUUGCCUCAUUAAGAUAAGACUUCUAGCGUGAACCGGCCCUUUUCAUUUCUCUUUACAUGAGUUUUACUAUUAUUUAUGUUUGUGUAUGUGCGUCUGUGUGAAUUGAUAACACUUGCUAUUUGUAAGAUAUUGAUUGGCAUCCUAAAUCAUUAAGUAAUUUAAGUCUCGGGUGAAAUGGUAAUGUUUCUGUUAAA
Molecule: messenger RNA, 1999 nt
Organism: Juglans regia (Persian walnut)
Lineage: Eukaryota; Viridiplantae; Streptophyta; Magnoliopsida; Fagales; Juglandaceae
Exons: 7
Coding region: 354-1817 (487 amino acids)
Source: RefSeq, a predicted model, not a curated record